This is a messenger RNA of Lachnellula hyalina, 1509 nucleotides long. RefSeq lists its product as uncharacterized. NCBI's taxonomy places the organism in Eukaryota, Fungi, Ascomycota, Leotiomycetes, Helotiales, Lachnaceae. The record is from RefSeq and is a predicted model, not a curated record. The transcript is spliced from 9 exons. The coding region runs from base 1 to 1509 and encodes 502 amino acids.
AUGGAGGAGUGUUUUGGGUGCUGGCAGGAGGCGAAGCGAGCAGACAAGGUCGCUGCAUUUCUUCUGGCUUUACGAACAGCGCUGAAGCCGGAAUAUUAUGAGAACAUCUCGGCCGUCCUAAAGGAAGUAGAAUCCGCAAGCCGGCUACUACGCGAUCUGUAUGACCUCUUCCCCAUCUACCAGACUAGGGUUCCUGUGGUUCUGUACUACCUCAACACAAUCCUACCCACUUUCCAGAAGACAAUGCGGGACAUGUUGAUCUACAUCGACAAUGGAGAACUUCCACCCAGGACCCAAUGGACAUUGAUGAGCCAGAGACUCAGCGAUCAAGGCGGAAUGACAUUGGCACAACGUUUUGUUAUGUACAAUGAAGCCCUAGUCCAGACAGUUCGGCUAUUAAGCAGGUGCAGGAUAACCUUUUCUAAACUCCAGCCAUUCGGCAUCAAUGAUUGGUUAGAGAUUAUUUUAACAAUUGUCAGCACUAGAUCCCCAUUAUAUGAUCCCACCUCGUUAGAAUUGUUGCGCGUCAGGCACAUGCGCUUGCGGACGCUACAAAACAUUCCAGACCCCCGGGCUCCGAUUGUGCCACACCAAGCGCCGCCACAGCCAAGCCAGGCAGAGCUUGAGGAGUCCAAGCGACGCCAUUGGGCAGAGAAAAUAUUCGAUGAUCAGCCUCAUUCGAUUACUGGAUUGAAACACAGGCGAGGGUCAAAAUGCUUCGGGCCCCCAAUGGUGGACAACAAUUUGGGAAUACCUCCUGGAUCGACGGUGCUUUUUAAGCUACCAUUCGACAAGAACAAGCUCUCUGUAACUCUCUACCUCCAUGCCGACGGAGCCGAUGUCACGCGGCUCCUAUGCAGAUGGGUGGACCCCUACUUCAACCCCCUAUAUUCGUGUUAUGGCGUACACGAGCUAUGUGUGAGACGAAAAGGCUCUAGUUUGCAAUUUCAGAGGUGGAACCCCACUAUCGCGCGGCCGAACAUAUGGAUGGCGCUUUUCUUCAAAACUUGGGAGCGAAUGGUACUCUUUCAUGCCGCUUUCGUAGCGCUGAAAGCACGUUGUCCGCUCACCAUCAACAUCAAUCCGGAUGAUUACAGUCUUGCUGGGGAACAGAUAUUGUUUCGAGCCCAAAUAAUCGACGACGGAUUCGAGCAUUCUCUCGCCGUAAUCCAAGAUGGGAAAUGCGGUGGUUUACGCCUGCAUGCUGCGGUUUGGAAUGGAGAGUUGAGGAAGUGCCCUGUCUGGACUGCCUUUAUUACUCAAUCCUCCGUCUCCCCCAAAUGGCUGAAUCGUCGUAGCGGUCAUCGAAUCUGGCUGAAAGAGAUUAGUCCAUACGUUUUCUGCGCGAACUAUAAGAAGAAACGUCAAGUGAGACGUCAUGGAGAUUUUGAAAUCUACUUUGUUGAUAGGGCUGCCGCCGAUGCUUUCGAAGAUAUUUUCAGGGAAGAAUCAGACACCGGCAGCCUGGUCUUGGAUGUGCCUAUCAUGUCAGGGGCGAAUGGAGACUGA